This is a messenger RNA of Lactuca saligna, 567 nucleotides long. The record is from the annotation of a GenBank genome assembly. Lineage: Eukaryota; Viridiplantae; Streptophyta; Magnoliopsida; Asterales; Asteraceae.
AUGGUCUUCCAUUGCCGGGAACCCACCAACGACUUCCUUGCCACCGUCACCAGAAACCACUUCAUCGAUUUCAAUCGCCCCUGCCAAACCUCAACUUCCACCUCCACCUCCUCGACACCACCUUCGCCACCUCCUCAACCAACAAACUACGCCUUCGGAGGGCACCUGCUUCUGCCCCUCAGCACGGCAGCGGAUCAAACCCACAUGACGGCGAUGCCGAUGGCAAUCAAGAGUAGUGGAAGGAAGCGGUUCCGGAUGAAAUUCAGUUUGGAUCAGAAAGAAAAUAUGACAAUUUUUGCAAAAAGAUUAGGGUGGAGGAUGCAGAUAUGUGACGAUAAGUUGAUUGCAGAUUUUUGCAAUGAGAUUGGAAUCAAAAGAGGGAUUUUCAAAGUUUGGAUGCACAACAACAAAAACAAUUUCGGGAAGAGAGAAAAAAACAUCACCACCAUCGCCACCACCGUCGUUGCUGCCGCCGUGAUACGUAGUAAUGACAUUACUCAUCAAGAAAACGGAAAUGACGAUGUUCAUCUUCAAGCUUCUAAUAACGGGUCAUCUUCUUCAUCUUGA